Molecule: messenger RNA, 711 nt
Organism: Cladophialophora yegresii CBS 114405
Lineage: Eukaryota; Fungi; Ascomycota; Eurotiomycetes; Chaetothyriales; Herpotrichiellaceae
Product: cell division control protein 42
Exons: 3
Coding region: 1-711 (236 amino acids)
Biological process (GO): small GTPase-mediated signal transduction
Molecular function (GO): GTPase activity; GTP binding
Source: RefSeq, a predicted model, not a curated record
AUGUUGUCCCACCUCCAGAGCAUUGCGCCUGGGAAAAGCAAGAAACUAAAGGUUCGCGUCCUCAGACCCAUCAAUCCGAACCGCAUUCGUCAUCUUGAGAACGAUAUCUUUGAGGUGAACGAGAGCGGCAUGGUUGUUGCCACGAUCAAGUGUGUGGUCGUUGGCGACGGUGCGGUUGGCAAGACAUGCUUGUUGAUCUCCUACACGACAAACAAAUUCCCCUCGGAAUAUGUUCCCACGGUCUUCGACAACUACGCCGUGACGGUGAUGAUCGGCGACGAGCCAUACACACUGGGUCUCUUUGAUACUGCCGGACAAGAGGACUACGACCGACUUCGACCAUUGUCAUAUCCCCAAACGGACGUCUUCCUUGUCUGCUUUUCCGUCACCUCGCCAGCUUCAUUCGAGAACGUGCGAGAAAAGUGGUUCCCAGAAGUCCACCACCAUUGCCCCGGCGUACCUUGCCUGAUUGUUGGAACUCAGACCGAUCUCAGAGACGACCCAUCUGUGCGUGAAAAGCUUGCAAAGCAGAAGAUGCAGCCAGUGCGCAAGGAGGACGGCGAGAGAAUGGCCAAGGAACUGGGAGCCGUCAAAUAUGUCGAAUGCAGCGCCCUGACCCAGUACAAGCUCAAGGACGUGUUUGACGAGGCCAUCGUGGCAGCGCUAGAACCUCCGCCAAAGAAGAGCAGUAAAAAGUGCACGAUCUUGUGA